ACAAACUCAAUCCUUGAUCUAAACAUGACCAACAACUCAUCCUCCAAUGAUUCCGACGACCCAAAGCCUAUAUAUAUACAACUCCUCAAUUGUUGAUUUACACUGCACACUCAAUCCUUGAUCUCAACAUGACCAACAACUCAUCCUCCAAUGAUUCCGACGACCAAAAGCCUCACUUUGUAUUAGUCCCCCUCCCAGCCCCAGGGCACAUAAUUCCCAUGGUCGACAUGGCUCACCUCCUCGCCGACCAUGGCGCCCUCGUCACCCUCAUCACUACUCCCGUUAAUGCGUCUCGCCUUCAGACCGUCAUCGAUCGCAUUGCUGAAUUAAGAAUCUCGAUUCGAUUCCUUUCCCUUCCGUUCCCAUCCACCGAGGUCGGCCUCCCCGAAGGGUGCGAGAAUCUUGAUGACGUUCCCUCGAACAAACUUCUCAGCAACUUCCUGCAGGCCUGCGCAUUGUUACGCGAGCCCCUGCUGCAUCAUUUUCAACGUCACGAAGAUCCUCAUCCAGACUGCAUCGUGUCGGAUGCAGGACAUAUAUGGACGCACAAGCUAGCACGAGAGCUUGGCAUUCCCAGAUUCACAUUCAAUGGCUUUGGCUGCUUCGCGCUCGUCUGUCGACAUAUCUUUCAUUUUGACAGGAUCAUUGAAAACAUGAAGGAUGAUGUUGAUACUUUCGUUCUGCCAGGAUUGCCUCAUAGACUCGAGAUGACAAGGUCUCAUUCACCUGUGAAUUUUACUGGUCCGGGUUUUGAAGAAUUCAGGAAGGAGUUGAUGGACAUUGAGUUGGCAGCCGAGGGCGUGUUGGUUAACAGUUUCGACAAUUUAGAGGAUCCAUACGUCCAGUGCCUCCAAAAAGCGAGAGGGACCAAAGUUUGGACGGUUGGGCCAAUGUCAUUGUACAAUAAGAAUGUCUCCGAUAUGGUUUUCAGAGGCAACAAGGGUUCUACCGAUGAGAACCGGUGUCUAUCCUGGCUUGAUUCGAUGAAACCACAUUCUGUCAUCUAUGUGAGCUUUGGCAGUCUCGCUCGUACUUCUCCAUCGCAACUCAUUGAGAUUGGUUUAGGGUUAGAGGCUUCGAACUGUCCGUUCAUUUGGGUGAUAAAAGCUGGUAGCAAAUCUUCCGAGAUUGAAGAAUGGCUAUCUCAAGGCUUUGAAGAGCGGACGAGCAUGAGGGCGCUCAUAAUUCGUGGAUGGGCACCACAGCUGAUGAUAUUAUCACAUCCUGCAAUUGGAGGAUUCAUGACGCAUUGUGGAUGGAAUUCGACGUUAGAGUCUGCAUGUGCAGGCGUGCCAAUGAUUACUUGGCCGCACUUUGCAGAGCAGUUUCUUAAUGAGAAACUGAUUGUGGAAAUACUGAGAAUUGGAAUAACCAUUGGAGUGAAGGCUCCCGUUAAGUGGGGGACAGAGCAGGAUGAAGAUCUGGUGGGGAGAGAUCAUGUAAAGGAGACGGUGAGCAGGUUGAUGGUUGAAGGGGAAGAACGAAGAAUUAUGAGAGAGAUGGUGAAAGAGCUCGGGAAGAAGGCGAAGAAGAGCAUGGAAGAAGGAGGAUCAUCUUAUGGGAACAUGGAUCUCUUGGUUCAACAAAUACGAAGUAAAAUGAUGAUGAAGAAAGAACAGUAGUAUAAAAGGAAAUAAGCACUAAAACUUUUGACUUUGAUCACACACAUCUUUAUAUCUUUCUUCUGUUUGAAAAUGAUUCUAUGCACUGUUUUCUAAAGAGAACUUUGUUGUAUAUCAGUAUAUGCAAAGGAAAGUAUUUAUAUUUGUACAUGAAUUUGUCGAA
Messenger RNA from Asparagus officinalis (garden asparagus), 1785 nucleotides. Its product is annotated as UDP-glycosyltransferase 73C6-like. The coding region runs from base 129 to 1622 and encodes 497 amino acids. Gene Ontology annotation, molecular function: UDP-glycosyltransferase activity. NCBI's taxonomy places the organism in Eukaryota, Viridiplantae, Streptophyta, Magnoliopsida, Asparagales, Asparagaceae. The record is from RefSeq and is a predicted model, not a curated record. The transcript has a single exon.